Messenger RNA from Aspergillus glaucus CBS 516.65, 812 nucleotides. It is a transcript of the gene yphA, whose product is annotated as tyrosine phosphatase family protein. NCBI's taxonomy places the organism in Eukaryota, Fungi, Ascomycota, Eurotiomycetes, Eurotiales, Aspergillaceae. Bases 1 to 645 code for a protein of 214 amino acids. Gene Ontology annotation, biological process: dephosphorylation. Gene Ontology annotation, cellular component: cytoplasm. The record is from RefSeq and is a predicted model, not a curated record. Gene Ontology annotation, molecular function: phosphatase activity; inositol diphosphate tetrakisphosphate diphosphatase activity. The transcript is spliced from 4 exons.
AUGGCUUCACAUCGGCUGGAUAACCAGUCGCACGUCUUUCCCAAUAGCCAAGUCGAUUUGCCGGACAAAUUUGCUGAAGUGAUGAGUGGCAUAUAUCGCAGUUCCUUCCCGCAAGCGCACCAUCUUCCGGCCAUGAAGAAGUUUGGGCUGAAAACUAUUGUGACACUCGUUGACGAGCCCUACUCCCCUGCUCAUGAAGCCUUUCUCAGGGAAGGGAACAUCACCCACCAUCGAAUCCUAGUACAGCCAAACAAAGAGUUGAUUCCGAGGUCUCCCGACUCUGUCAUCGCGAGGGUUUUAGAAAUCUUGGUCAAUAGAAACAACCAGCCCGUCUUAGUACAUUGCAAUAAGGGCAAGCAUCGUACCGGUUGCGUUAUUUCCUGUUUGCGAAAGCUUCAAGGUUGGAGUCUUGACACGAUCAUUCCCGAAUAUCUGAGUUUUUCGCAUCCCAAGUCUCGUCUUCUUGAUGAGAAAUUCAUUGAAGAGUUCGAUGUCUCGAAAUUCACACAUCUGAGCCACACCCUGAGAACACCUCCCUGGCCUCUUCCCGCCAGCCCAAAGCUCUGUCUCGACAAUGACGAAGAUUGUCCUUCGCCUACCAAGUGGUAUCUGCAACCGUCCGUGAGCAGGGUGAAUGCUUUCUAAGCGCACUUACUCUUGAUGCAAUUAGAUGGUGCUACGCUUCCGAGGUUGUAUGGGCGUAUUCUUCUUAGGAGUUACAUGCGCUGUGGUCGGACUUCUGUUUUGUGAUCUUUCUGUAUUAAUGUUAUGUUUAUGAUAGCAAUAUCUGGAAUAAUAAGGGUUGGUUAUUU